AGGAAAAUUACGUACAUCAUACACAGAACAGCUCAGCUGAGUAGAGUUUGGGUGGACGUUUUGUUAUCACAACAUUUUUUUGCUCCCAACGAAAAAGUACCGUGAAUUUAUUAAGAACAAAAAAAAAAUUAAUUUAGACUUAAAUUUAUAUUAAAAAGAAUCAUGAGUAGGUGCGUUUUCUGUGAUAUAGUCGCUGGGAGAUCUCCCGAUACUAAUAUUGAGUAUGAAAACGAUAAGAUAGUGAUUUUCAGGGAUAUAAAACCCGCUGCGGAGAAUCAUUUUCUGGCCGUUUCAAAAAUUCACUAUGAAAGUGCUAAGACACUGCGAAAAGAGCAUAUUGAUUUGAUUGACGGAAUGGAAAAGUCCUUGACUGAUCACUUGACUAACAUGGGAGUUGAUACAAAAGAUUCUCUUUAUGGAUUCCAUUGGCCACCGAUGAUCAGUGUAAAGCAUUUGCACAUGCAUGCUAUCGCUCCAGCUUCUAAAAUGUCGCUCACUUACCGUCUGAUGUUUAAAGCUGAUUCAUUUUGGUUCAGAACACCUGAAUCUGUCCGACAGACAUUGAGAGAAAGUUAAUUUACAUUAAUAUAACAUAAAUAUAAUAUUCCAAAUUUUUAAUCUUCCAUUUUAGAAUAUUUUGUUUAUUUAAUAAUAAAAAACAAAAAAACCUUCUGAGAUUCAUAUCUAUCCAUUCAAUAUACUAUCUUCUCAUUGUAACAUAUUGGGCUCUUUGAUGUAAUUAAAAAGUGCAGCUUUGUUCUUAAAAUUAGCUACAAUUGGUAUAAAAGUGUACGCCAAUUAAAACUUAUAUAGUACAUACUUUCUACAUACAUUAAAUGUUAAGAUUCAAAUAAAAAUUGUCAUGUUCAUGAAUUAUUAUUACGAAUAAAGAAUAACUUUUACACAGUACACAUAAAUGUCAUAAAACAAAA
Episyrphus balteatus (marmalade hoverfly) is the source of this 932-nucleotide messenger RNA. Its product is annotated as adenosine 5'-monophosphoramidase HINT3-like. NCBI's taxonomy places the organism in Eukaryota, Metazoa, Arthropoda, Insecta, Diptera, Syrphidae. Gene Ontology annotation, molecular function: catalytic activity. The transcript is spliced from 3 exons. Bases 163 to 576 code for a protein of 137 amino acids. The record is from RefSeq and is a predicted model, not a curated record.